GGGGAGGUGGAUUGAUGGUUGGGGUUGGAUGGGCUGCUGGUGGUGGGUGUUGGACACGGACGCCGCGUCGCUUUUAACACUUUCGCUACGCGGAGUGAAGCGGAUAGCGAGAGGGGAGCUGGAGGAGAGAGAGAUACACACACACGGACAAUCAAUACACAGUGAGACACGCUACACAUACAUACAGCCACACACACGCGCGCGCACGCACAGAUAAACAUACACGCAGACACACACACACAACGACGUACGCACAUGAGCCGGAGAUGUGAACGCGGCAGGGCUGCGUGCGCUCCGGUCCAGCUUGUGUCGCCCGGCGGAGCGCGGCGGCUCGAGGUGGAGACUCUGCCACCGCUGCUGGUGACGAUGUCGCCUCUGAUGAUGAUGAUGCUGCUGGUGGUGCUGGCGGAAAGCAAUGCUGUCAGCGCAGCCACAGCAGCCGGUGCUGCUAUCUGGCGGCAAGGGGAACUCACCCCCUACUCGUCGUCAGAAGCGGCAAACGUGCCAUCAGCUGCAUCAAUUCUCCGUCGGGAUCUGCUGGACUCUAAGCCAGGGGCUCCCAAGCGCCCGCGGCGCGGGAGAGCGUUGCCUCCGCUGCCUCCGAGAGUGCCCUCCGUGCGGGAACCCGGGGGCGCCGUGAGCAGCAGCUCGUUCGUGCUGGCCGGGGACGGCUCCCACAACCAGGCGAUAGUCCACUGGACGGGCGACAACAGCAGCGUCAUCUUGAUCCUGACUAAAUUUGUCGACAGCAACGUGGACAGUGUCACCGACAGCUCUUUGUGGCGGUCGACGAACUAUGGAGCAUCUUACACGAAGCUCACAGACAAACUCGACCCCAAGGCCAUCCUGGUGGCCCUCUACGUCUGCCCCAGCAAUAAAAAGAAGAUCGUACUGGUGAACGAACCCCACGUGGAGAGGAGUCUACACGUGAGCCUGGAUGAAGGGGCCAGCUUUCAGAGGAUACGAGUGACCUUCAGCCUGCAGAGCCUCCUCUUCCACCCGCACAUGGAAGACUGGUUGCUGGCCUACAGCCAGGAUGGAAAGCUGUACGUGUCAAUGGAACUCGGAAGAGACUGGCAUUUGUUGCAAGAACGGGUGUCAGAUGGCCGAUAUUACUGGGCUGUUCCUGAUAUCGACAAGGAUCAGGAGCUCGUGCACGUGGAGGUACAAGGCGCAGAUGGUGAAUUUUACUACGUGACUUGUCCCAUUUCAAACUGCACCGGCACGGCUCUCUUCUCGCCCUUUCCUGGAGCCAUCGACCAGAACUCGCUGCUCGUUGAGAACCACUACGUCUUUGUGCAGGUGACAGAUGGACAUAUAGCCCGGUAUUAUGUCUCUCAUGGGCGGAGGCAAUUCCGGCAGAUGCUGUUCCCCAAGUACGCCUUACCUAGGGACCUGCACAUCUUGAGCACUGGCGGAGAAGGCGUGUUUGCGGCAGCGCGAGACUGGAAUCAGAACCAGACAUACGGACUCUACUUUUCUGAUGAGCGUGGCGACAGACUGACCCUGUCUCUAGCCAACGUUGCCUGCAGUGAUAUCCCGAGUGCUCCCAAGAUCAUAAACGUGCAUGAGGUGAAUGGAUUAAGAGGGGUAUUCCUGGCGAAUCAGAGGCAGGCUGCCGAGGUGAAAACGUACGUUACGUACAACAGGGGACGAGACUGGAGGCUUCUGGCAGCUCCUGCCACAGAUCUGCUCGAGAGGCCCACACACUGCCUGCUGCCCGCGUGCUCACUGCACCUGCACCUUCACUCCUCUGGAGACACCGUCAUGGCAGGGAAGGUCGUAUCUAUGGCCACAGCCCCUGGCCUACUCAUGGCCACUGGAAAUUUGGGAGCCGGAUUGGUGGAGUACGAAGAAAAAAUGUUCGUCUCCUCUGAUGGUGGAAAUACAUGGAGUCAGGCAUUCGAUGAUGAACAUCAUAUUCUGUUCUUGGAUCACGGAGGAGCGAUCAUUGCCGUCAAGGACACGGCAAUGCCCAUAAAGCAGCUUUGGUACAGCGUGGAUGAAGGCAUCUCCUGGAAAGUCCACGACUUUUCUCCCACUCCCAUCUACAUUGACGGACUGCUCAGCGAGCCCGGCGAUGAAACACUCGUCAUCACGAUGUUUGGGCACGCGAGCCUCCGCUCGGACUGGGAGCUGGUGAAGAUCGACUUCCGGACCCUUUUCUUCCAUGACUGCUCAGAUGAGGAUUAUGAGAACUGGACAUUUCACAACCAAGACGAAGCCUGCAUCAUGGGAGAGGUGCACGAGUUUAGGAAGCGCAAGCUGUCGUCACUCUGCAUAAACGGCAAGAGUUUUAACAAGAGGUUGAAAUCCAAUCUCUGCCUGUGCAAGGAUUCUGACUUUGAGUGCGAUUACGGUUUUGAACGCUACCCGGAUGGUUCCUGCAGACCGGCCUUUUGGCACAACCCUGCUUCCACCCCAACCGAGUGCCUCCCCGGGGACACCUACACCAACAGUUCGGGGUACAGGAAGAUGGUGUCCAAUACGUGCGUGUCAGGCCUGGAGGUGCACUACGAGUCCACGGUGCUGGCAUGCCCCGUGAUGCCUCCUCGCGGCCUCAGCGUCGUGACUGUGGGAGGGAAGCUGGUGGUCAGUCCCGGAGACAAUGUCACCUUCUACGUGCUGCAGGAGAAGGGAGACACGGCCACCACGAAGUACUUUGUGGACCUGGGCGACGGCUUCAAGGCGAUUUACGUGAACCUCACGCUACGGGAGGAGCCGGUCCUGCACCGCUACCGUGAGCCUGGCGUCUACCGCGUGGUGGUGCGCGCGGAGAACCCCGGUGGCUGGGAGCAGUCACAGCUCUACAUCCAAGUGCUGCAGCCCCUGUCAAGCGUAUACCUGUCUAUGCCACCAGUGGUGAAGUGCAACCAGCUCUUCAAUGUGUUUACGCACAUCAUCCCUGCCGACAGCCAAGGAAUGGUCUUCUCUUGGUGGCUGGGGAACAGUUCACAGCCAGUGGUGUCUCUGUCGGGAGAGGUGACAACGAGUUUUCCUGUGGUGGGAGAGACGGCGAUCAGCGUGCAGGCUGCCACGGGUAGUUGGGCUGUGCAGCACUCUCGCGCUCUCAUGGUUUACGAGCAUGUGCGCGUUCUUCACCUGUUCUUCUCACCGAGCCUGGAAUCGUACAACCCCGGGCUGCCCGAGUGGCGAGAGGAUGUGGCUAGGGCGGUCAAGGCCUCUCUUUUACAAGCUGCCAGUCACAUCUCGGAGGAGCAGGUCAUCACAGACGUGCCUCUGGGCUUUCCCACACACGUGGACGUGUACGCAGUGCCACGCCGUGAUGAACCACGGAGGAGGAGACGCAGCAGCCACGGAGCUGAAGUCGAACAGGUCUAUGAAUCACUUGUGUCGGUUGUGAAGAGAAACUUGGUGACAUUCAAUCUAAAUCCUGAAGUAAAAAUCACAGUAGUUGCAAUAGCAGGCUUCCAGCAGCCGGGCUCGGGGCCAGGUGUUACGCUUGUGCUGCUUGUGCUCUGCCUGGCCUUUCUUGGCCUUUUAAUCUACAUCAUCUACAGGUUCAAAAGGAAACUGGUCGGAGGAAACGUCUAUGCGCAAAUGCACAACGAGAAGGAGCAGGAUGUGACCACCCCGGGGGAGGUGGCCACCGUUAUCCAAAACGAGGCACUGCACAACCAGGAGGAGUUCAUUGACGAUGAUUUGGACUCACAGACACUAGGAAACCACAGCACUCACGUCGUGCUCGGCCUUCACGCCAGGGAAGCAAACAGCUACGUGAGCAGCUAACAGCAAAUAAACUCCAAUCUCAGACCAAUAUGCCACGGUUUGUCCAUUUAUCAGUGCGUUGUCUGAGCAACCCCCCUGGUCCGCUUCACGUCCUCCGACACUGCUCCAUCAUAACUGCCGUCGCUCGGUAGACCAAAGAGAGAGAGAGAGAGAGUGCCCAGUGCUGCAUGCUGCGCUUUAACGUGGACCUUCAACAGGAGUAUGUGGAGUCUCAACCUUGCGUUGUGGCUGAGAGUACGUGCACUCUAGAUAAAGGGUAGUGACUGGUAUUGCCAGAGAUUUUUUUAAACAUUUCUUUUGGGAUCCUGUGGUUUUUUUGAAAUUAUUAGUUGAUAUUCCCUAAAGUGUGUAGUUUUACCCAGUUACCCCACAGAGCAUUAAAUUGCUUUGAACCACAAUACAUAAAAUUGGUUACUGAAGUCCCUAGAGUUUUAUAUCCAUAAAACUUUUACUAAAUUGUAACCAAAUAGUUACAGACAGCCUACGGCUUUUUCGAACGCUUGUAGGAUUAAGUGUUAGGAAUGGGAAGUUUGCAAAGUAGUACAGUAGAACUCCUCUCAUUCACGUUGACGUCGGCGAUGAAUAUUGCAGAUCGGAUUUUCCGCAACAUUAUCCAAACAUUUAUUAUUAUUUGCAUUUUUUUACUAAAAACCCACAGGCAAUGGAAUGAAUUUGCCGCAUGACUCCUCUUAUCUGCAUAUGAUCUGCGAACAAGAAACAUUUCCAAAAUUCAGGAUGUGAAAAUUUUGGAAUAUAGCAAUGCAAUACCUGUAAUGGGGUCACAUAUAAGAGGAGUUUUUGUGGACCCCACAUCUCUCGUGGAUAAUAGGAGUGCCAGGUAAUAAGCCUCGCGGGAAUAAGAGGAGUUCUACCAUGUAUACAUACAUAUAAGGGCCUUAGUAAUGCAAGAAAUGAAUUGGUGGCAAAAUGCUUCUUUCAAAGCUCUCUGUAAAGGAAGUCAUCGGCCUCAGCCUUGCGCUUGUUCACGUUACCAUCAGUGGUGUUUCAGACAUGUAUAUGUUCUAAAGAUUUGUGAACCAAAAUAUUGUAUGCGGUAUGUAAUGAACAUAAGUUAAAGUUUUUGAAUGCUUCAGCAUUGAGCCUGUAUACAUUUCUCAUGGGUUUUGUAAAGCACAGUAUAUUCUAAUAUAUGCUGGUGGUAAUCCUUCGAUGAGAGUGUUGGCAUGUAUAGAAAAAUAUAUGUUAUUUUAAGCAACAGAAGGGUGUUUGCUAACAGUAUGCGUGAUCGAUGUGGCGUUAAUUUAAGAAACAUUAAAUGUGGCACAAUGUAUAAAAUAUAACUAUUUAUUUGCAUUUCUAACUAUCAAAUGAAGUGUUGAGCACACAAUGUGCUUUUAGUGGCAUGCUUUACCAUUACAUGCUGCCUUUUCAUAAAAUUUGUUACCAUGAAUACUUACCAAUGCUUGUAGUAUAUGACUAUAUGAGUAACCUUGUGUUUUCUGUGCUGUUAAUGCCUCGUGGAGAUCUUUGGUUUCGACAGAGUAAUACCCAUUUUAAUUUAUUUACAGUAAAUACCUUUUGUGUAUUCCC
Messenger RNA from Petromyzon marinus (sea lamprey), 5301 nucleotides. RefSeq names its product VPS10 domain-containing receptor SorCS2-like. Gene Ontology annotation, cellular component: membrane. Gene Ontology annotation, molecular function: protein binding. The record is from RefSeq and is a predicted model, not a curated record. NCBI's taxonomy places the organism in Eukaryota, Metazoa, Chordata, Hyperoartia, Petromyzontiformes, Petromyzontidae.